UCGGUUCAGCAACCGGAAGUGACGACAGAAGGCUCCCCUCUUGCAAUGGCGACUCCCACAGCAUUUGGCGCCGGUCCCACAGAAACUUUCCCAGUUCUCUCCAAACAGGCAUCAGCUGAAAUCAAUGGCAACCAGACAGAAGUGGUGUGCAGCUCCUACGAGGAUUACAUCUUCCUGAUAGUCACACAAUACAUGAAAAUUGGAACAUUGAUUCGACUCUCUCCAGAGAAUGUGGUUGAUUCACAGAGAAACCCUUUUGUCUCAUCGAAAGUUUUACUGGGAAAAGAUGAGCCAAUGACCCAUGUUUUGGCCAAGAACAUUCAGAUGAGCAUGUCAACAUCAAAACCGGUUUUAUUGUCUCUUGCUAUGAAGGACACCUCGCGUGAAACACUUACAGAAGUGAUCAAACUGGUACAGCAGUGCAAAGUAUGGAGUUAACAGUGAUGAGGAUGAAGAGGAGGAGGAAAGGUGCUGUCUGCUUGUACUGAUGCACUUUGUGUGUCUACGAUGCUGGAGGGAAUGCUGUUUUAAUUACAUUUUCUCCUUUAGGGAAAUAGAAAAAGAAAAACUUCACCAAAUGAUCCAUUUACACGUGGAGGUUGAAUGACAGUGGAAUUAAAUUUAUCACCAAAUGGAAAAAAUUCUGGAGCAAUGCAAACCCGACAUAAACGGUACUACAAGAUGCAGUUUAUGUAAUUCUGAAAGAAACCCCUAAAAGAACUUUAAUCUAAAACAACCAAAACUGUUAUUUAAUUUCACUAUCAGUAUUUCUUAUGUGCAACACACACUGGAUGUAGACAUCAUACAAGCAUCAGAUCAAAUAUGUCCCUUACGGAAGGUCUUUGAUAGCCAUCUCAGAAUUGCUAUAAACAUGCGAUUUAACACUGGGGAAUUAGUCUGAUGCAGCUCCCCAGCUCUGGUCAAACUGUCCAACCCAUGCCACCAUGGACAACAGGCAUUAAAUGAUGAUGAUGAUGAUAACUAGUAGUUACGUCCAAUCACUCAAUAUGUGUAUCCUCAUCAUUUAAUGUCUUAUGUUCCCUGCUGGCCUGGGUUGGAGGGUUUUCUUGGAUUUUUGAUGAAUCAAGGACUGCAGCGUUUGCUUUGGCAUGGUUUCUAUGACUGGACGCCCUUCCUAAUAUGCCAACCACUUCAUAGUGGGUUCUGGGUGCUUCUUGCCAACUGAGGUUGUCAUGCAGCUCACCAGAUUAUAAAUUGCAAUGGAUAGUGGUGGGGUCAGCUUUAUGUUGGGAAUUUAAGGGAUGCAGUUGGAGAAAGGAAGGGAAGAGCAGGUCCUUAUUGUAGAGCUCAUAUAUAUAUAUAUGUAUGUAUGUCAUCCUGUGCGAGUUCUGCCCACAACUCUUUCACCACCGACUUGGACUUCAAAGUCACUUUUGGCACAAACAUCAGCCGAGGAGACUGGAUGGAAACUGAUGAACCCAAUGCUUGGAUACGAGCUGGAGCUGACGUGGUCGAGACAGGUUUUCUACAACUGGGUGCCCUUCCUGUUGCCCACCCUCACCUGUUUCCAUGUAUAUCCUCUCUGGUUGGACAUGUUUUCAUGGAAGACUGGUUGGGGGAGCAAUGAUACCACUUACAACUAUCGUGUGAUGUCAUAAGUACCUACACACAUGUAUAGGUACAUAUGCCAGGCUUCUUUCAGUUUCCAUCUGCUCACAAGUUUUCGGUUAGUUUGGAAUUAUCGUAGAAGACGUUUGGCCAAGGUGCCACACUUUGGCACUGAAACAGAAGCCAAUAGUUAGGAAGCUACCUUUUUAACCACAGACUCUACCUGUUUAUAUAUAUAUGUGUGUGUGUGUGAAGGUGUAUAGCUUAGUGGUUGAGGUGUUGCACUUACGAUUGCGGUUUGAUUCCCAGACCGGGCAUUGUGUUGUGUUCUUGAGCAAAACACUUCAUUUUAUGUUGCUCUGCUAUCAUUUUGUCAUCUGACAUGUGGUACAUCGUGCACCUGUACAGGUAAUGUUGAUUUGAUGGAAGGAGCGAGAGCUUAUGUGCAACACAAAUAUUUGAUCACUAUAAAAAAUCACCUGUGUAGUUGUCCAGUAAGAGAUUGCAGAACCCUUGUGUCGCCUAAUGAUAGAAGGGUCCAAGAUGUAUACA
Molecule: messenger RNA, 2121 nt
Organism: Octopus sinensis (East Asian common octopus)
Lineage: Eukaryota; Metazoa; Mollusca; Cephalopoda; Octopoda; Octopodidae
Product: proteasome assembly chaperone 3
Exons: 4
Coding region: 46-438 (130 amino acids)
Biological process (GO): proteasome assembly
Source: RefSeq, a predicted model, not a curated record